Messenger RNA from Orbicella faveolata, 3623 nucleotides. Its product is annotated as glutathione synthetase-like. Lineage: Eukaryota; Metazoa; Cnidaria; Anthozoa; Scleractinia; Merulinidae. Gene Ontology annotation, molecular function: ATP binding; glutathione binding; glutathione synthase activity. The record is from RefSeq and is a predicted model, not a curated record. Gene Ontology annotation, cellular component: cytosol. Gene Ontology annotation, biological process: glutathione biosynthetic process.
AUCUGCAGUAACUCUCUUAAAAGUAUUCAUCCAAACCAGGCGCGGAGGCAAAAAAAUCACGGGGGGGAAAGAAAGUGUUUAAUCGUGCCUUAACCUCAAUGCGAUUUACUUUGUUUUUGUCCUAGAGGCCUCGGAGCCAUGGAAAUUUUAAUAGAAUUAUCGAAAUUGGCUUACUGUUAAGUGUACUGUUCGUUUAAUUAAAUGCAGUCUGUAAAGAAAAACGGCUAUUAAUUUAAAUACUUAACAGCGUUAUUUUGAUCCCUGUGUAAACCUUUCAGUAAAUGAAAAGAAAUACGAGGAUUUCUAGGGCUGUUUUAAAGUGCCAAAAAAUGUUUUUCGCUCGAUGAAAUCUUUAUAUGAAACUAACAAAAAAAGCUGCAAAAAUUUUUGCAUUCGGUUGAAACCCGAAUUACAAUAUGACAAUCGCCAGCAAUAAAUAAAUUAUAUAAACAAUAUUUCACAUUACUUAUUUGAUAGCCACAAGACAUUUUCAUUAUUUAUUACCAUCCUCUAUGUGGUAAUCUGCCAAAAGUCUUUUCUGGGCGUGUUUGUACUUCAGGUUUUUUUAAAAUGUUUUUAUCUUUUGCUCGAAGGGGACUGUUGUUUUUCAAAAGGGUGAUUGGGCCUGUUCGUUAACCAUGUUUUCAUGCUGGAAUUGUGUUUGCUAUUUCGUUAUGUUUCUUGCAGUGGAAGAAGAAGUUUGGAAGCGCGAAAAAGAAGAAAGGAUUUAGCAAACGACGCCGAAGAUAAAACAGCAACGGGGAGGCAAACAACGCUUUCAAAUCAAUAAAUAUUUUGCCGCCAGUAAAAUCAGAUUUAGUUUGUUGAUUGUUUGUGUUACUGAAUUUUGUAGUUUGUCCAAUAGUGAUCUAAUUCGUUUGCAAACAGUCCAGCUGCAUUUCGUCUUUGUUGUGCGUUUCAUAAUAAAUAAUUGGUGACGCUAUUUUGGUAUUCUUGCCCCUGGACCUUGCUCGAAUUACGCUCAGAGAACCCGGCAUUAAAUUCUUCAAUAUUGGCAGUUUCUAUAUACAGUGCGAGCUUAGCGCAGUGAAAUUAUACCAUCUUUCGCACAAUUACAUCCGGGGUUCCAAUCUUUGGCUCUGAGCUGUGAGUUGACCACACGUAGGCCGCAGUCUGGGGAAUCGCUUCAGCGCUGGACGAGUAAAUACGAUCUCCAACCUUAAAAACAAGAUUUCCUAUAAUAUUUUAGGGGAUUCAUAAUCAAGCAAGAUUCUUUCAAAAUGAUGGCUCGUCUGCCACAUAUUAGCGACAACGAGGUUACUCAGGAUGAAGUAAAAUAUCUUGAGAACGAAGGCAAGGAUUACUGCAUGUCACACGGAAUGGUUUAUAAAGACUCUAAAGGAGAAACACAACACAUUCCCUUCACUCUUUAUCCAUCACCCAUUCCACUGAAGCUUUUCACAGAUGCAAAAGAAGUGCAGACAGAUUUUAACCUGCUUGUACACAAAGUGAGCCGGGACUACGAAUUUACAAAGAACGCGCUUUUGAGCACAGUGGCUGCUGAUCCCUUUACAUCAAGACUCUUUGACAUUUAUGAAAAAGUCUGGGAACAAGGAAAUGCUCAGUCAAUCUCAUUAGGAAUUUUUCGGUCUGACUACUUGAUUGACACCACAGGCGGGUUACUCGAUCAAUGUUGCAGUUGUACUAGCAGUAGUGAUGCCUCUGCCGACUCCAUUUACAUCAAGCAGGUUGAAAUGAACACCAUAUCACUCGGUGGAAUCUCGUUUUCUUGUCUUGUUCCCGACAUGCACAGAUAUCUUUUACAUUCAAUGGGACGAGAGAACAAGGUGCCUCCAAAUCCCGCAUUAGAUGAAGCAGCUGGUGCUCUCAUUAGGGCCUGGGAACUAUAUGGAUCAGACAGUGCUGUCAUCAUGUUCGUUGUUCAGCCUGACGAGGUUAAUGUUUAUGACCAAAGGCUGCUGGAAUACCGUAUUCAUGAGAGGAACAAUGUUGUAAAAGUGAUCAGGCGGAGCCUUAACGACAUUUUUAAAGACGGUAAAAUGAGCAACGAUAAAUCCAUCUUUGUGACUGGACUUGAAGUUGGCGUAGCUUAUUUCAGAGCAGGCUACACACCCAAAGACUACCCCACAGAUAAGGAAUGGUCAGCUCGUUUAACAUUAGAGUUGUCUCGUUGUAUUAAAUGCCCUACAGUGGCGCAUCAUUUGAUGGGAACCAAGAAGAUACAGCAAGUGCUAAGCGACCCUGGGGUCCUAGAAAGGUUCCUACCCGACAAUGAGUCAGUAGGCAGAGUGAGAAAAACCUUCACUGGAUUGUAUACUCUAGACCCGGGACCCAAAGGCGAUCAUUAUAUAGAGUGUUGUCUUCAGAUGGUAGAUAAAUGUGUUCUUAAGCCUCAGAGGGAAGGAGGAGGCAAUAACAUCUACGGUGAAGACAUCCGUCGCACGUUACUUAACAACUCUGAAAACAGGACUCAGUAUAUAUUGAUGGAUCGUAUCUCACCUCAAAUUACCAAGAACUUUAUCGUUCGUCAGGAGUGGACAAGUAUACGUCCUGCUGACGUCAUUCCUGAGCUUGGCAUUGUGGGUAUUUUUAUCAGUCGCGGAGAUGAAGUGCUGGUCAACAAAGAGGGAGGUUACCUAGUAAGGACCAAAACAACUGAGCAUGCGGAUGGUGGAGUGUUUGCUGGAAGGGCUGCCUUUGACAGUCCAUAUAUGGUAUAACAAGGACAUAUUUGGGACACUGAGAAGUGUAUCUUUGUGAAUUCAAUAGUAACAGUUAGGUUAAACUGGACCUUGAUUCUCAAAUCAUACUCGUUGACAGUGUGGUGUGCUUCCUAAGCAGUGAAGGGGUUGCCAUUUUCUUUUGUUAAAUUUUGCUUGUAGUUAUCAAACCCGUACUUUUUACAUAAGAUGACAAAUUUCUUCAACUUGAAAGUAUUAUUCGAUAGCUUUUAUUUGAAUGGUCAAACAAGGAUUAAAGUUUCAUCUGUAGAUUUAAGACGAAAAGCAUCCGACAGCUGAUUGAUAAACUUAAGGUUUGACUCUGAAUGUUGAGCGAGGGUCACCACAGUAAUAUCACUUUAUUUCAGCAGUACAUUUCUACGUGAGUGGUAACCAUUGCUAUAGUUAUAUAAGCAUUGUAAAGUAGUGCAUUAAACACUUGCAAACAAAGAACUUAAGGAAAAAUGUCUAAAUGUAAUCGAGUUGCCACGUUAACGAUUUUUUCCUCCAUCUUUUUCACAAUUCAUACACAAACAAAAUGAAUACGAAUGUGUCGUAUAGCACCUAGAAGACCAAGCUAGAAGUAGUGGACAGCGAAAAUCAGUCAUUUUAUUGCUAGCCGGUUUGGUUUUAAUUACCGUACUUUUUAGUUUUCACUCACGCCUAUUAUACUUGUCAUUUCCACGCUAUGUAUGAUUGAUUUUUGAUGUGGGCUAUAUUCCGGGUUAAUUUUAGAAUAUAAAAAAGGGUAAAUAUAUAUGUGGAUGACAAGGAUGAGGCCUGUUUUAUGUUCAUAAGAAAUAAGAAUAAUCAUAUUAAGAAAUUUUCGGUAGAAUUCAUUGAUUAUUAGAGAUGCUCCGCUAGUUAGAUAUAUUCUGAUUAGGCGAUUUUGUUGUACAAUAAAUUUGCAUUUUUGAUUGA